Messenger RNA from Linum tenue, 370 nucleotides. The record is from the annotation of a GenBank genome assembly. NCBI's taxonomy places the organism in Eukaryota, Viridiplantae, Streptophyta, Magnoliopsida, Malpighiales, Linaceae.
AUGGAUGAUGGGUGCAACUUGGGAUGAAGAUUAUUUUAUAUGGCCAUGUGGAGAUAUGAGGAGAAUGCAACUAGCUUUGUAUCUAGUUAAACAACCUGCAAAUUAUAUAAGGCAUGUGGUCAUCAAGGAAGCAAAUAGGAAUGCACAGAGGUUUGAACUCGAGACUCGUACGUACAAGGAAGAAAACCGAAAGAGGCUGAACAAGAACUAGAGCUAUAUGGAGAUUGUGCUUCCAUGAUUUCGUAAUUUAAGCUUGCUUUUUUGAUUCAAGGACUUGUUCGUUAUAUGUUUCACUACAUUUCAUCAGAUUAACGGUUGCAUUUCUGUUGGGUAUUUUGGGUGAACAAAUUUCAGUUUACAUUAUCAUGAG